UGAGUAUUUUCAUUACGUAUUUAGCUUGGAACCAUCUUUGAACAACAACAUGUUGUUAUGACACUUCAGAUCCCAUGAGCUCUUUUAAGGCUUCACAGAAUGUCAAUAUAAGGAUGGAGAGCCAGGCAUCUAAAAUAAUUGCUCUGCUGUUUUGUAUUGAUGCUGAUCUUCUUUUCCCAGAAUAUGACUGAUGAUUAAUAGAUCAAUGCUGACAUAUUAUUAUAAUACUGAAACAUUAUAAUAUACUAUAACACUGACCCAAGAUGUUUUUUUGACACUUUUUCUAUUAUCAUGUGAAGACUUCCUAAUCAUCUAGGGAGGCUAAAAGAUAAUAACUGUUACCUUUGUUAAAUAAUAGAGCAAAACAGAGAAACAAGAAGGAACAAUAUUAUUUGGAAUUCUCAAAGAAUGGGGACUUGAAGAAUUAUGAAUCUUGAAAAAUGAGGACUAAAUAUUUAAGACAAUAUUUGUCAGUGCAAUGCAAAUGUAAACGACAGAAGAUUUAAAGAUAUGUUUGUGUCUAUAUACCGAUUGAACUUUCUAACAUCCAGCUGCCUUCCACUGUUUUCAAACAGCUGUCAUAUCAUUUCUCAAUGGAAAAUCUGACCUUUAAUAGUCCUUUACUACUAUUGGAGGGACUUGUUGUCUCUGAGCAAACCUUGUUUCCUACAUUUCUUUUCUUCCUGAUUUUUUAUCUGCUCAUUAUGGUAGCUAAUAUCGGAUUCAUUCUGCUUAUAACAAUGGAAAGAAGCUUACAUGAGCCUAUGUACAUUCUCUUCUGUAAUCUUCCCUUUAAUGAUGCAUUUGGAAACUCUGUCAUUGUCCCUCGGUUGCUUGGGGACCUUUUAAGGCCAAAAUCUGAACGCUACAUCAGUUAUACUGAGUGUGUUGCUCAAGCCUUCUGCUUCCACAUGUAUCUUGCUGCCUCUCACACUGUACUCAUGGUUAUGGCCUUUGACAGAUAUAUCGCCAUAUGUAAUCCACUGCACUAUACAACUGUUAUGACUACUAAAAUGGUGGCUAAACUGACUGCAUCAGCCUGGGGUGUAGCACUAGUCUGUGUGAGCAUAUUGUUAGCUCUGACAAUAAGGCUGAAUCGCUGUGGAAUAUUAAUAGAAAAUCCGUUCUGUGAUAAUGCAUCACUGUUCAAACUGUCAUGUGAGAAUCCUUAUAUUAAUAAUGUAAAUGGCUUGACAUACACAGCUGCUUUAUUUGGCUUUUCUAUGGGAUGCAUUGUACUUACUUAUGCCAAAAUAACAGCUGUCUGCAUUAAUCGUAAAAACAAAACUCUGAACAGCAAGGCUUUGAAAACCUGCAGCACACACUUGACUGUCUAUUUAAUCAUGUGGAUAUCUGGGUUUAGCAUGAUCAUACUCCACCGUUUCCCUGGUUAUGCAGACAUCCGGAAAGGGGCUGCGCUACUUUUCCAUGUUGGCCCAGGUAUUCUGAACCCUGUCAUAUAUGCCCUGCAAACUACUGAGAUUAGGCAUGCUGUGCUGAAGAUUCUACACUCAAAGAUGGUGAUCCCAUAA
Molecule: messenger RNA, 1532 nt
Organism: Colossoma macropomum (tambaqui)
Lineage: Eukaryota; Metazoa; Chordata; Actinopteri; Characiformes; Serrasalmidae
Product: olfactory receptor 52D1-like
Exons: 1
Coding region: 594-1532 (312 amino acids)
Biological process (GO): G protein-coupled receptor signaling pathway
Cellular component (GO): membrane
Molecular function (GO): G protein-coupled receptor activity; olfactory receptor activity
Source: RefSeq, a predicted model, not a curated record